AUGGCUGUGAGCAUGGAUGAUGACGUUCCCCUCAUCCUCACCCUGGACGACAGUGGCAGCGGCGCCUCGGCCCCUCUAGAUGACCUGGAUCGGGAGGAGCUGCCUAACGAAAAUGGAGGUAGCUAUGACGUUGUUAAUGAUGCAUCCAGCCCUGCUGCGGGGGACUGCUGUGCGCAGCAAAGCUCUGCCCGACACAACUGGGAAAUGAACUACCAAGAGGCAGCAAUCUACCUCCAGGAAGGAGAAAAUAACGAUAAGUUCUUCACUCACCCCAAAAACGCCAAAGCACUUGCUGCCUACCUCUUUGCACACAACCACCUUUUCUACCUAAUGGAGCUGAGCACAGCGCUGCUUCUCCUGUUGCUGUCUCUCUGCGAGGCGCCAGCUGUUCCUAUGCUCCGUCUUGGCAUCUUUGUCCACGCAACCCUGGAGCUGUUUGCGUUAAUUGUGGUAGUCUUUGAACUCUCGAUGAAGAUGAGGUGGCUGGGCUUCCAAACCUUUAUCAGGCACAAAAGGACUAUGGUGAAGACUUGCGUGCUGUUUGUCCAGUUCAUAGAGGCCAUCGUGGUGUUGGUGCGCCAAACCUCGCAUGUCCGGAUAACGAGAGCUCUGCGCUGUAUCUUCUUGGUGGACUGCCGUUACUGUGGUGCCGUCAGAAGAAAUCUGCGACAGAUCUUCCAGUCCCUCCCACCAUUUAUUGACAUUCUUCUCCUCCUGCUUUUCUUCAUGGUGAUUUUUGCCAUCCUGGGUUUUUACUUGUUUUCUCCUAACCACUCGGAUCCGUACUUCAAUACCUUAGAGAACAGCCUCGUGAAUCUCUUCGUGCUUUUGACCACUUCAAAUUUCCCUGAUGUGAUGAUGCCAUCUUAUGCCCGGAACCCCUGGUCCUGUGUCUUCUUCAUAGUGUAUCUCUCCAUCGAGCUGUACUUCAUCAUGAACUUGCUUCUCGCUGUUGUGUUCGACACUUUCAAUGACAUCGAGAAAAGGAAGUUUAAGUCCUUGCUGCUGCACAAGCGCACGGCCAUACAGCAUGCCUACCGCUUGCUGAUCACCAAACAGAGGCCGUCUGGAAUUUCCUUCAAGCACUUUGAAGGGCUGUUGCGGUUUUACAAGCCUCGGAUGUGUGCCAGAGAGCGAUAUCUCACUUUCAAAGCACUGAAUCAAAGCAAUACUCCUUUAGUCAGUCUAAAGGAUUUUUACAAUUUCUAUGAAGUUGUUGGCUUAAAAUGGAAGGCAAAACGAAAUCGCGAGCACUGGUUUGAUGACCUUCCACGGACAGCAUUCCUUAUUUUUAAAGGCAUCAACAUCCUUGUGAAGUCCCGCGUGUUCCAAUACACCAUGUAUACUGUGGUGGCUGUGAAUGGAAUUUGGAUUCUUGUUGAAACCUUCAUGCUGCAAGGAGGAAAUUUCUUCUCCAGAAACGUUCCUUGGAGCUACAUAGUCUUCCUUACAAUCUAUGGCGUGGAGCUGCUCCUGAAGACCACUGGGCUGGGGCCCGUCGAGUACCUGUCCUCGGGUUGGAAUCUCUUUGACUUCUCAGUCACCCUGUUUGCAUUUUUGGGGCUCAUGGCACUGGCGUUUAACAUGGAGCCGUUCUACUUCAUUGUGGUCUUGCGACCCCUUCAGCUGCUGAGGCUAUUUAAAUUGAAGAAACGCUACAGAAAUGUCCUGGACACUAUGUUUGAGUUGUUCCCCCGGAUGGCCAGCCUGGGUUUAACCCUGCUGAUCUUCUACUAUUGCUUUGCCAUUGUUGGCAUGGAGUUCUUUGCUGGCGUGGUCUACCCGAACUGCUGCAACACGAGCACAGUCGCAGAUUCCUACCGCUGGGUGAAUCAUACAGUCGGCAACAAGACGGUUGUGGAAGAAGGUUAUUACUAUCUCAACAACUUCGACAACAUUUUGAACAGCUUUGUCACGCUGUUUGAGCUGACAGUCGUCAAUGACUGGUACAUCAUCAUGGAAGGGGUGACAUCCCAAACUACUCACUGGAGCCGCCUUUACUUCAUGAUCUUCUAUAUUGUGACCAUGGUGGUGAUGACAAUCAUCGUGGCUUUUAUUCUGGAUGCUUUCGUCUUCCGCAUGAACUACACUCGGAAGAACCAAGAUUCAGAAGAAGACAACGGCAUUGUGCUGGAGAAGGAGAUCUCCAAGGAGGAGGUGGUUGGCAUAAUCGAGCUGUACAAGCGGAGUUCAGCCGCCGCUGAAACAGCUCAGCUGCAGAAGAUCGUUUUGCAGAUGGACAAAUACGGGCAAACAUCAACACUGUUUCUGGGACGCAGAUCAAGGACCAAGAGUGAUUUGAGUAUGAAGAUGUAUGAGGAGGAGAUACAGGAAUGGUAUGAGGAGCAUUCCAGAAAAGAGGAAUCUCAGACGCCAUUGCAAGAGCCUGCAUCUGCUUCCAACAGCUCUCUGAAGCCCCUGAGCCUCCGACAACGCUCCCAGACUGUCAUUUAGGCCUAGCUAACGCAAGCCGCCUUCUAUGCAAUAACCUAGAGUAUUACUUCAUGGCAUAUAUAUUGGGAUGAUGUAUAUAGAUCUGUUCAGUGUAGUGUUCAGCUUUAGGGUUAAAUCUCUUCCCCUAGG
This is a messenger RNA of Nipponia nippon (crested ibis), 2583 nucleotides long. Lineage: Eukaryota; Metazoa; Chordata; Aves; Pelecaniformes; Threskiornithidae. The record is from RefSeq and is a predicted model, not a curated record.